AUGAACUACAAGCUAAAGCCACCGCCCCUGCGUGGAAUGCCUAUAGGGAGAGAUAUAUGUGCCUCAGGCUGCAACAGGUCUUCCGCGCGGAUCGCGUCCUGAGGCUUCCGACGGAAGUUCCGCCGACUAAGUAAACACAACAACAACGGCCCCUAUCCAACCGCAAUUCUCAAUACCCAAGGCCAUUGUUCGCGCAAGGGGCUUUGUUUCUGGAUGCUUGAGCAUGGCUGAUUUAAUACCCGGCCAUGUGGUCACACUGACCGACGGUCGGCAGGCCACCGUGCGGUUUGCCGGGGCCACUCAUUUCGCUGCCGGGGAAUGGAUUGGCAUUGAAUUGGACGAACCUACAGGCAAGAACGAUGGAGCGGUCCAGGGCGAACGCUAUUUCGACUGCGAAUUUGGAUUUGGCAUGUUUGUCCGACCGACUGCCAUUGCUACCGUUAUUGGACCACCUGCAAAAGAAGCCAAACUGGCUACUAAGGGGACCCCGAAUGCUCCGCAGACCAGAGGGCGGGCCCAGACUGGUGCUUCUGCGAGCGGACUGGGGAUUAAGAAAUCAGGUGCUAUGCAAACGGCGAAUACGAAAAGACACAGCGCCAGUUCUGCCAGUCCGAGUCCCGCCGCGAAAGCUGCGUCCCAGCGACUGUCCUUGAAGCAACCGCAAUCACCUACGAAGGCGCAAUCGCCGACAAAGCAGUUAUCGGGUACGACUACACCGCGCUCCUCUAUUAGCGGGCCCUCGCGGCCCUCCGCCGCGACAUCUAGGGCUCGACCGUCUAUUGGCGCCAAGUCAACGUCUAUGGGCCCUCCACCUCCCCCAUCUGCGUCCCGACCAUCCCGCCCGUCGAUAUCUGGAUCUACGAACAGAACUGUUAGACCAAGCUUCCAAGGAACCGCGACAGCACCCAUGGCGGUGUCGAAGCGUCCUGCUUUGCGGUCAGCAGUUUCGAAUAAGACAUCGGAGGAACAAGAGAUCGGAUCAAGCCCGCCCUCAGAUGAUGCUGAGUCACCUGGUCAUUAUGCUGAGGAUGAUGAUAUGGAAAACGAGGAGUCGACUUCCAAAGUGUCUAGACUGGCUUCUGGCUCAUCACGGGUAGGCACUGCUCGUUCAGGGCUCUCUCAGUCCUCUUCACCGCGACAAGCCCAGAGUACCGCUCUGACAAGGGAGCUGGAAGAGUUGAAAACAAAGCUUAGGGUGAUGGAGAAGAAGCGCACCGAAGACCGAGAAAAGCUUAAGGCUUUGGAGAAACUGCAACAGGAACGGGAUAAGUUCGAGGGUAUCAUCCAGAAACUACAAGCUAAAUAUCAGCCACAGCAGCUUGAAAUUAGCGAACUGCGAAAGAAAUUGAAAGAGUCAGAAGCAAAACUCGAAGAGAUUGAGCGACUCCAAGCAGAACAUGACUCGAUCAUGGAAAUGGCAACUCUCGACCGCGAGAUGGCAGAAGAGACGGCCGAUGCUUUCAAGCAUGAAGUUGAAGCAUUGAAAUUGAGGGUGGAGGAGCUCCAGCUGGAAGUGGAGGUUCUGCGCGAGGAGAACGAGGAGCUCGGUCAAACUAUGAGCCCGGAGGAGAAGUCCAGUCAUGGAUGGCUGCAAAUGGAGAGAGCAAACGAACGUCUCCGCGAAGCCCUCAUACGUCUCCGCGAUAUGACGCAGCAGCAAGAAUCGGAGUUGCGGGAUCAGAUUAAGGAACUACAACAGGAUCUGGAGGAUUAUGAGGCCAUCAAAACUCAGUACGAUUCCACCAAGGAAAAAUUGCUUGUAGCGGAAAACAACGUCGAAGAUCUCAAGCAGCAGCUGGAGACUGCUCUCGGUGCGGAAGAGAUGAUCGAAGAGCUUGCAGAGAAGAACAUGCGCUACCAAGAGGAGAUUAACGAACUGAACGCUGCCAUAGAAGACCUGGAGGCGCUAAAGGAAAUUAAUGAUGAGCUCGAAUACAACCAUAUCGAGACAGAAAAGCAAAUGCAAGAGGAAAUCGAUUAUAAGGAAAACCUCUUCAACGAGCAGUGUCGCAAGAUUGUCCAGCAAGAUGAAGCUAUAGAGGACCUCGAGUAUACUUUGGCGCGAUUCCGAGAGCUAGUCUCUAGUCUCCAAGGAGACUUGGACGAUAUGCGGGCAUCUCAGCAGAUCACAGAAGCAGAAGCCACUGAUUUAACAACGCGUUCUCGGGCUAUGCUGGAUCUGAACCUGAAGCUGCAGGCGUCAGUCUCGAAAGCACAGACUAAAACUAUCGACAUUGAACUCGAACGUAUGGAUGCUCAAGAAUCUUCUCAGCAUUUGUCCAUCCUGAAGCUGUAUCUUCCUGAAUACUUCGAGGGGGAAAAGAAUGGUAUUCUUGCACUUCUACGGUUUAAGCGUGUUAGCUUCAAGGCGUCGUUGAUGAGUAGUGCCAUCCGGGAGAGAUUCCCUGAGCAGACCUCCGAUUCUGCCCUAGUGGAAGAUGGCUUUGCGGCGCAUGAUGUUCUCGAGAAGCUCCUGUGGAUCGGUUCUAUUUGUGACCGAUUUAUAAAUUACAUUACCUGUUGCUCUGCAGAGAGCUUUGAUGGAAUUAAAGCGACGUUAUUCGAGAUGGAGCCGGUAGAACGUACUGUGAACUUCUGGAUAGAAAUCUUGAGAAAGGGCGAGUUGGACGUGAAGAAAUGUGGUAUUGAACUGCAAAGGUCCAUUGCACUAAUGUCGCAUCUUGCAGAGGUCCACAUUCCAGCAUCUCUGGAGACAUUCGCAGACGAGCUGUGUAUGCGCUCGAUAUUGACUCAGUCAUAUAUGGAUCAUGUUGCUUCCUUGAUCUCGCGGCUCAGAUCCUUGUUGCAGUCCAAGAUCUCGGCCUCAGAAGGCGAGGAAGAAGAGAGCAAUUUCCUUUUCAAUAAAAUGGAAAGUCUAGUAUCUCAAUCCCGCGGACUCAAAGUCGCUAUGGGCAAAGUUCAUAAGGCACUUGAAGACCUACGAUCGAGGUCCCUUGCGCUGUCUUCUGACGUGGCAGGACCCUUCAAGAAAACGGAAGAAGCUGCUAAGGAUCUUUCCGUCCUGGCUCGGCACCUAGGUGAAAGUAUUGCGCUCAUCGUUAGCGACGAAAGCCGAACUGAGCCUCUAACUUUAGAGGAGGCAACGAGGAAUAUGUCCCAGGUCUCGACGCUCUAUGCGCGGCCGUCUGAGUCAGGAAGCGAGUGUAGCGAUACAAUGUCGUUCAUUGCCAAUCGGCUGCGCAGCCUGGGGGGGAGCCUUGAGGAGCUUGACUCGAUUUCAACCGACUUGUCGAUAACAUCGGAAUUCGAGAGACUCCCAUCACCUUGGAUCGUAAGAGCUUCAGAACUCAAGUUAAACAAAGCAACUUCUGUCGAUGCCGACGAAGAAAUCCGCCGCCUUAAGAAUGAGAUACACGAAGCAUCGACAGCCCUGGGUGUCAAGGACAAGACGAUUGAAGAACAGGCGCUCAAGGUAGAACUGGUCGAGUCUAGGAUGCAAGAAGCGAGCAAAAAGGCAUCGAUGGUGAAAGAACUUGAAGCCAAAAUCGAAAACAUGCGAACAAAAGAGACAGAACUGGAGGGGCUGGUGGAAACGCAACGCAAGAAUUUACAGGCCCUCGAAGCCGACCGAGAGGACAUCAAAGCCCGUCUGGACCGGGUCAAACGCGCCUCUGGCACAACCGGAGUUGCCACAACCGAUGGCGUUGUCGUUGAUAACGCUCUCUCCUUGGCUACCAUGCGCGAGAACGAGGCUCUUCGCGCCGAGGUAGAAAGCCUCCAAGCAGCCGUCCGCUUCCUCCGCGAAGAGAACCGCCGCGCCAACGUGCUUGACCCAUACUCCGUGCAACGUUCAGCAGAAAUGUACUCCUGGCUCGACGUACCUCUCACACAAGCCUCUGCCGGCGCCCAACGCGACAGGACCCAACAAACCGCAUCGGAAAGCAGAGACGUCUUCACACAUCUCCUCAAACUAACCAGAGACUCGAGUAUUUGCGACCUGAAGUCCACCAUGUCUCAAGAAAAUAGCAACCGUACCGGCUGGCGUCCAACGAAGACUAAGCUGCGCUACCAAGUCCUGCAGCAACGCGAGAACUUCGAACGUUGGGCCGAAUGGCGUGACGACAUCGUCGAACAGGAAAGAGAACAGGACAGACUGGUCAAUGCCAAGAAAGAGCGUCUUGCUCGUGAUCGAGCCCGGAGACACGCGCCGAAGAAUUCAGUGUUCGGUGGUUUUCCACAGGGCUUAGGGCAUGGAAUGAUGGGUCGUGCUUGGGAGAUCCUAGGUAUGCAGCAGGAUAAUCGCAAGAUAGCUGACAAACCCGUGGAACCCUCUAUAGCGCCUUCAUUCUAGAAUGUGUUGAGAUCUCGCUGGCCGCUCGCAAGGACGUCGUUUUAUUACUCGG
This is a messenger RNA of Aspergillus alliaceus, 4364 nucleotides long. Its product is annotated as putative dynactin. The transcript has 2 exons. The record is from RefSeq and is a predicted model, not a curated record. NCBI's taxonomy places the organism in Eukaryota, Fungi, Ascomycota, Eurotiomycetes, Eurotiales, Aspergillaceae. Bases 224 to 4312 code for a protein of 1362 amino acids.